AUGGCUAAAAGAUCCAGAGAUGAUACGUUCAAUAGUGACAGUAGUGAUGAGUUCCAAUUUGAAUCUGACAACACAGAAGAUGACGACAUUGCUUUAUCGAGUGGAAGUGAAAUAGUUGCAACAAGGAAUGCACUCAGGCGUUUCAAUGUGGGCAGUGAUAGUAGCAGUGACGAAGAAAUGAAUAUUCAGGAAAGUGAUAACAGUAGUGAUAACGAAUGGAAGAAUGUCAUAAAUCACGACAUCGUUCCACAAAAAAUACAAUUUAGUUAUGGAUCACGAACCCCUGGUUCACAACUAAAUUCAACUCACACAGAACCAUUACAUUUCUUCAACUCGUUCUUUACCGAUGAGUUGAUCAGAAAAAUAGUUGAGGAGACUAAUCGGUACGCAAAUCAUAUGAUACAAGGAAAACAUCUAGAAAAGUGGUCCACAUGGCAUACAUGGACUAAUGUCACACGAAAAGAAAUGAGAGCAUUUCUCGGCAUAAUAUUGCUUAUGGGGACAAUGCCACUUCCGAGCUUGAAAGAUUAUUGGACAACUGACAAGAAAUGUAGGAUCCCAUACUUUGCCGAAAUAUUCAGGAGAGACCGAUUCUUACAAGUAUUUUGGAUGCUGCAUACAAAUGAAAAUAUUGUAGGUACGCAACACAUGGCAACAAGGACGCAAAAAAUUAGCAAUUUUUUAGAUUACAUUGAUAGUAAAUGUCAUGAGAAUUUUGUACCCGGGGCGGAGUUAUCAGUGGAUGAAUCAAUCGUCAAAUUCAAAGACGCCAAUAUUGGUUAUAUACAAACUAAUUUUACCAUAUUAUGGCAGUUUUACUACGGAGAAAUUAGUUAG
Molecule: messenger RNA, 837 nt
Organism: Osmia lignaria (orchard mason bee)
Lineage: Eukaryota; Metazoa; Arthropoda; Insecta; Hymenoptera; Megachilidae
Source: RefSeq, a predicted model, not a curated record